Trichoderma citrinoviride is the source of this 594-nucleotide messenger RNA. RefSeq lists its product as hypothetical. Lineage: Eukaryota; Fungi; Ascomycota; Sordariomycetes; Hypocreales; Hypocreaceae. The annotation marks the transcript as partial. The transcript has 2 exons. Gene Ontology annotation, cellular component: pre-snoRNP complex; nucleus. Gene Ontology annotation, biological process: maturation of LSU-rRNA from tricistronic rRNA transcript (SSU-rRNA, 5.8S rRNA, LSU-rRNA); snoRNA localization; box C/D snoRNP assembly. The record is from RefSeq and is a predicted model, not a curated record.
UGCGGUGUCUGCGGAAGCAAUCCUGGGAAAUACAAGUGCUCGCGAUGCCGUCUUCCUUACUGCUCCGUCCCUUGUAGCAAAGCCCACCAACAGAACCAUCCGCCAGACGCGCCGAAAGAAGAGCCCAAGCCGACAAAUCAGCCCUCGAGCGAGCCGCCAGCAGCAAGCGCAAACACGCCUCCGCAGACUGCCAUCGACCCAACGAACCCCUUCAGCGUUCUGGCAACCUCAGACAAGCUCCAGCUCCUCUUCAAGAAGUACCCCAACCUCCCAAAUCAGCUUCUCGAGAUUCAUGCCGCAACUCAGCCGCCGUCAGAUGGGCCCGACGCGGCAGCGAGGGCGAUACCCGCGUCGCUCAGGGAGGGCCUUCCGGUGAAUACGGGCAGGAAUGCAUGGAACCACGACAUUGGAAUCAAGAACGGCAAAGCAGCUCUGCGAAGGGCCCGCAAGGCCGACGGCAAAGACGGCGAGGCGAUACGAGAAUAUACCGAGCUGAUCGUGCACAUAAUGAACGAGACGGAAGACAAGAACAGCGCGGCUGCGUACGUGCAACGGCAGGUUGCUGAGCAAGACGCGGCCCUCAUUGAGCGUCUA